Molecule: messenger RNA, 1653 nt
Organism: Schistosoma guineensis
Lineage: Eukaryota; Metazoa; Platyhelminthes; Trematoda; Strigeidida; Schistosomatidae
Source: the annotation of a GenBank genome assembly
GAUUAGAAUUGUAAGUAAUAAUAGAUAUAUCAUAAAACAUGACCUUGGAACAUAAAUGUGCUGUUACACAUUCAGUUCGUUAUCUUAAUUAUCCAUUUAUAUAUGAAUAUCAUGUCCAUAUAUUAAAAUAGAAACUUAAUAAUAGUGUUAGUAUAAAAUGUAUAUUCUAGUUAUUAUACCAUUGUUUCUUAACUUGUAUCAUGUUAGAACUUGGAAUGUAUACGGAUAUAUGGAAUCUCAGAUACCAGAGCAAAUACAUAUUGCUUUAGGAGAGCAACCAUCCACCAUAAGUAUUACUUGGGUUACACAAGAAAAUACAGAGAGUUCAACUGUACUCUAUGGUACUAUGCUGUUAAAUAUGAAAAGUACUGGCUACGUUAAAGAGUUUAUUGAUGGAGGACGUGAACAACGCAAAAUGUAUAUACAUCGAGUGAUCUUAUCCGAUUUAAUUGGUAAUACAACUUAUUAUUAUAAAUGUGGUAGUUUAGAUGGUUGGUCAGAUGUUUUGAAAUUUCGUGCUCUCCCAUCUCAUCCUUAUUGGUCACCUAAAAUAGCAGUUUAUGGAGAUAUGGGGACAACUGAUGCACUUUCACUACCCGAAUUAAUUCAUCAAGUCAAAGAUUUAAAUAGUUAUGAUGUGGUAUUACAUGUUGGUGAUUUCGCCUAUAAUAUGGAUUCAGAUAACGCAAGAGUUGGUGAUCAAUUUAUGCGUAAUAUACAACCAAUUGCAUCAAAAGUUCCUUAUAUGACAUGUGUUGGUAACCAUGAAGCUGCAUACAAUUUCUCAAAUUACAAAGCAAGAUUCACAAUGCCUGGAGGUGAUGGCGAAUCACAAUUUUAUAGUUUUAACGUUGGACCAGCGCAUAUUGUGGCAUUUUCUAGUGAAUUAUAUUACUUUUUAUUUUAUGGAUGGAAAACAUUAGUGAUGCAAUAUGAUUGGUUGAUUAAAGAUUUACAAGAAGCGAAUAAACCAGAAAAUCGAAAAAAUCAUCCAUGGAUUAUUGUAAUAGGUCACAGACCAAUGUAUUGUUCAAAUAAUUUUGAUCCAAUGCAUUGUGAUUUUGAAAACAAUAUUGUACGCACCGGAUUCGACAUAUCACCUGACCAUCAUAAAAAUGUAUAUCUUAUGGGAUUGGAAAGCUUAUUUUAUCAGUAUGGUGUGGAUUUAAUCAUUGCUGGUCAUGAACACUCAUAUGAGAGAUUUUGGCCAGUUUACAACAGAACCGUUUGUAAUUCUACAACGAGUCAAAAUCCAUACAAUAAUCCAAACGCUCCAAUACAUAUUGUUAGUGGAGCUGCUGGAUCAAAUGAAGGUAAAGAUACAUUUAUAUAUGGUGGGAAACCUUGGUCUGCAUUUCGAACAACUGAUUUCGGAUUUACUAGAAUGACGAUACAUAACGUUACUCAGUUAGAAAUUGAACAAAUUUCAGUGGAAAAUGAAAGAAAAGGUCAAGUGAUUGAUUCCUUUACAAUCAUCAAGGAUAAACAUGGAGCAGGUUUAUAUACUUGUCAUAAUAAAGAUUCAUUUGAUUACAACAGUAUUAUAGACGUUUAAUUGUUGUUGUUAUAUAACUCUCAACAAUCAAUUUAUUAUUUUCCUCUUUCAAAGCCUGUGAUUAUUAAUUUUGAGCAAAAUAUACAUUUUUUUCAGAA